This is a messenger RNA of Erigeron canadensis, 1334 nucleotides long. Its product is annotated as flavonol sulfotransferase-like. The transcript has a single exon. Lineage: Eukaryota; Viridiplantae; Streptophyta; Magnoliopsida; Asterales; Asteraceae. Gene Ontology annotation, biological process: sulfation. Bases 77 to 1102 code for a protein of 341 amino acids. Gene Ontology annotation, cellular component: cytoplasm. The record is from RefSeq and is a predicted model, not a curated record. Gene Ontology annotation, molecular function: sulfotransferase activity.
GAGAAAAAGAUGUGAUAACCUAAACCACGAUAUACCCGAUCGAUUCCAUGAUUGUAUAAAUCACAUUAUAUUCCGAAUGUCAAUCCCUACAACUUCACAUGCUUUCCCUGAUCUUUCAUUUGUAACCGAAGACGAUCCUAAAGUAGAAAGAGCGAAUUUGUCCCUUAUUCUCGAUAGAUACAAGGAUAGGUUCAAGGAUUUGCCCAAGGUGGAAAAAGGUUGGCUAUCAAAAAGUAUGAACUUGUAUCAAGGCCAUUGGUACUCAUCGUCGGGCGUAAUCUCAAUUGGAACGGUUUUGGCUUCACAAGAUGCUUUCCAAGCUCAUCCUAGUGAUCUCUACUUGGCUACACCACCAAAAUGUGGCACAACAUGGCUCAAGGCCCUCGUGUUUGCUAUAGUGAAUCGAACCAAGUACAAAAAUAACUCUAAUCCUUUACUCGUCUCUAAUCCACAUGAUUGUUUGCCUUUUAUUGAAAAUGAAAUAUUAAGAAACAAGCCUACUUAUAAUGUUGAUUCUCAACCUCGUCUCUUUGCCACGCAUAUGUCUUAUCUUGCAUUGCCUCAGUCAGUUCUUGAUUCCGGGUGUAGCCUAGUUUAUAUGUGUAGAAACCCCAAAGAUGUUUUGGUUUCUACAUUUCACUUUGUAAACAAAGUUAGAGACAAAUCUCUUGGUGUAAUGACAAUCGAAGAAGCGUUUGAGUUGUUUAGUAAAGGUUUCACGCCAUGCGGUCCUUUUUGGGAUCAUGUGAAAGAAUACUAUAAGGCUAGUUUAGACCACCCGGAAAAGAUUUUAUUUUUAACAUACGAAAACUUGCAAAAGGACACCAUAAGUAAUGUAAAACGUAUUGCCGAGUUCUUGGGUUAUCCGUUCACAAAAGAGGAAGAAGUCGAAGGUGUGGUGGAAGAGAUUGUGAGUCUAUGCAGUUUCGAGAAUUUAAGGGAGCAUAACCAGCAGGGGAUUAAACGUGACGGUUUGCCAAAUGAUGCCUUUUUUAGAAAGGGGAAAGUUGGAGAUUGGAGCAACUAUCUCACAAAUGAUAUGAGCCAGAUUUUAGACCAAAUUACCGAAGAAAAAUUUCUAGGUUUGGACAUCUCGUUUUAAGUAGGUGUGUGUCCAUUCUUGCAUCUCGUUUCAACCAUUAAUUUAUACUAAGCAGUUUAUACUAUUCAAGAGUCCACCUACAUAUAUAUAUUUUUCUAGCUCCAUAAUUAAAAAAUAUAAAAUGAAAGAAUGGUUGUAUUGAAUAAUUGUGCUACUUUUGUUUUUUAAUGUGAAAUAUGGUUGUAUUUAAUAAAUUUAUUAAUGAUUUGUACUACUUUUGUUUGUUAUAGGU